AUGGCUGACUUUCAUUAUGGAGGGACGGAUGAGGAGUCUGCUGAGAUCAAGAAGCUGAAUGCUGAAGUUCUCGAAAAUACGGAUAAUUUUGAGAGUUGGGAGAAGCUUGUUCGCGCAGCAGAGACUCUGGAAGGAGGUUUAAAUCGUAAUUCAAGUCCACAAGCGAUUGCGACAACUCGAGAUUCUUACGAUCGCUUCCUUGCGAAAUUUCCCCUCCUGUUUGGAUAUUGGAAGAAAUAUGCAGAUCUGGAAUUCUCCAUAGCUGGUACAGAAGCUGCUGAGAUGGUCUUUGAGAGAGGUAUCGCCAGUAUAGCAACAUCUGUGGAUUUAUGGACGGAUUAUUGUUCCUUCAAGGUUGAGACAAGUCAUGAUCCUGAUGUGAUCAGAGAGCUUUUCGAGCGUGGAGCCGUCGCAGUGGGAUUGGACUUUCUUGCCCAUCCUUUCUGGGAUAAAUACCUAGAAUUUGAAGAUCGACUGGAAGCUCAAGACAAGAUAUUUGCUAUUCUGAACCGAGUUGUGAAGAUUCCUAUGCAUCAAUAUGCUAGAUACUUUGAGCGUUUUCGCCAAUUAGCUCACGCUCGUCCAUUGCUAGAGCUUCUUCCAGCCGAAACACUCGAACAAUUCCGAGCCGAUGUUAUUUCCGAAAGUACCGGCUUCCAGGCAGGUCCAAAGGGAGAAUUAGAGAUUGAACGUGACAUUAGAACCAAGAUCGAUAAUUUCCAUCUUGAAAUUUUCGCUCGUACACAAGCGGAAACCACGAAACGUUGGACUUACGAGUCUGAGAUCAAGCGUCCUUAUUUCCAUGUCACCGAGCUCGAUAAUCAGCAACUUUCAAAUUGGCGCAAAUACUUGGACUUCGAAGAGGCCGAGGGUGAUUAUACCCGUGCUAUUUUCUUAUAUGAAAGAUGUCUAGUGACCUGCGCAUUCUACGACGAGUUCUGGUUUCGCUACGCCCGGUGGAUGUCAUCAAAGGAGCGCAAGGAAGAAGAAGUCAGAAACAUAUAUCAAAGAGCAAGCACACUCUAUGUGCCAAUCAGCAAACCCGGGAUUAGAUUACAAUACGCCUAUUUCGAGGAGAUAUCCGGCCGUGUCGAUGUUGCGAGGGAUAUUCACCAAGCCAUUCUGGAUCGCAUGCCUGGUCAUGUAGAGACCAUCAUUUCUUGGGCUAAUCUUGAACGCCGCCACAAAGGCCUCGAUGCCGCAAUUGAAGUCUACAAAGCACAAAUCGCUUCAACAGAAUUAGACAUUUACUCCAAAGCAGCUUUUGUUGUUGAGUGGGCCAUUUUACUGUGGAAGAUUCAAGGAUCUGUCGAUGAAGCUCGUCAAGUUUUCCAGAAGAACACACAAUGGUAUCCAGAGAGCCGUCAUUUCUGGACUAAGUACAUGGAAUUUGAGUUGGCGCAGCCAACUAACUCAGUCUCGGAACCCGAGCACCAUGAAAGGCUCAAGCAAAUUCAUAGUGAUAUGAUCAAGACAUCCAUGAGGUUGGAUACAAAGAAGGAGAUCAGUAAUCUAUACUUGAUGUACCUAAGAGAAAGAGGUUCCAAGGAGACCAUGAAGGAAUUUUUACAGAUUGAUCGCGAGCUAAACGGACCUAUAUCAGUUCAACCCGACUAUGUUAAAGCCACUGAGUUGGGGAAAGCGACAGCAAACGGAGCUAUUCCAGGUGUUGACUCGACUUCUCUACUGAGAGGCGAAGUCAGAUACACUACAUAUUUUCAACAGCGCAAGCAACCACUAACUGUUGAUCCGCAAGGCCUCGCAUCUUUCCAUUAG
Botrytis fragariae is the source of this 1776-nucleotide messenger RNA. Its product is annotated as putative pre-mrna-processing factor 39 protein. Gene Ontology annotation, cellular component: U1 snRNP; U2-type prespliceosome; commitment complex. The transcript is spliced from 5 exons. Lineage: Eukaryota; Fungi; Ascomycota; Leotiomycetes; Helotiales; Sclerotiniaceae. The record is from RefSeq and is a predicted model, not a curated record. The coding region runs from base 1 to 1776 and encodes 591 amino acids. Gene Ontology annotation, biological process: mRNA 5'-splice site recognition; RNA processing. Gene Ontology annotation, molecular function: protein binding.